This is a messenger RNA of Asterias rubens (European starfish), 2487 nucleotides long. RefSeq lists its product as uncharacterized. The transcript is spliced from 2 exons. The coding region runs from base 144 to 2009 and encodes 621 amino acids. NCBI's taxonomy places the organism in Eukaryota, Metazoa, Echinodermata, Asteroidea, Forcipulatida, Asteriidae. The record is from RefSeq and is a predicted model, not a curated record.
AUAUCAAGCAAUGACAAUACCGCCGUGAGAAGUAUCAGGAAUAUGGUUUGUUCUUCAUGAAAGACAACUUAGUUUGUCUAGCCGUUGACCUUUCCCCCAACGUGUCUGUGUAAAUUUGUAUCUAAACCUUUCGGUUGCCAACCAUGGAUAACACGGCUACGUUGGUUACGGGCAACACCGAGCGGACGGUUAGUCUGAGUUUGUCUAGCGCCAAGGAGAGAGCAGCAGGAAAAGCCCUGAUGGGGCUACGGAACCUAAAGCCGGAUGACAUUGGCAUGCUGAGGUACACCCGUGCCUCAGAGCUCGAGACACAGGUGAAAUGCAGCAACCACGCCCAUGAUAUCAGUUCGAAGAAACAGGUGGAUCUCUGGCACCGUGACCAGAGGAUCGCCGUGGGGAAACUUGCCCGUGGACAGCAGAAGAUGUUUAGGAACCUCAUACGGGUUCAGAAUGAUAAGAGGCGCAUACAGAGACAGGCACGUAUACGAAAACAGAAAGAGGUACAGAACGAACUGAGGGAGAAGGCAGUGAGGGAUAGAGAAGAGGCACAGAAUAGGUUGAGGAAUAUGAUAAUGGCUGAAGCGAUGCAGCAGGAGGAGGUACCGAUAAAAGAGUCAAUUCUCCCCGUCAAGUCACCUCUUCAACUUCCCGAGAUAAAUGAAAAACCUGACAUGGAGUUUACCAUGGCAAACGAAGAUCUUCACAGUGAAAGUGAUGAACAAAAUGAACGUGGUAAGUCGUCAAAUCAUUACAUGGCCGACGAUAAUUCACAAGUACUAACAACAGAGAAGCAGAUCCCAUCGACUGUGACUCCAUCAUCAUCAUCAUCAACAUCAACUUCACCACACUUGCCAUCACACAACCAACCCUCCACAACUCAAGUACCAUCAACUAUACAACAACGAGAAGAGUCACAGAUAUUGGGAGAGGUUUCAAAAGCCAACUUGCCUUUCAUUCGUACUGAUACUGAACGAUCUUUUGUUCCAGACAUGGGUCAUCUUAUCUCCAAACCUCAUUUUUCUAGGGAGGCUAAAAACUCAAGUGGGAAUCCCAAACUUUUAGACCUAAGAGCAUCGCUCCGAGACAAAGGAGAACAUGAUCGUUUGGACGUGAAUCCAAAUAAAGUUUUGCCUGGUAUAAGCAGUUCAACAAACAGACACUCAUACCCUCAUCCAGAAAGUGGAGAAACAUUUGAAAGAAAAAAGUUUCAUGAUUCCGUGUUCGACGAUGACGUCAUGAUGACGGGACGCUCAACCAAAGAGCCAAGAAAGGACACAAAAAAGCGACGCAAACCAUCCACCGAACUCGGUGAACUCCGCGACGGGAAACACAAGUACCACAUCGGGAUCGCUAAUCGCUCCUUCCGAGUACCGGACUACCGAGCCCCGGUGGUGACCAGUGUGGUGCGGUAUGAGCGAAACAGCGAGGGUAGUUUGGUACCGAGUGAGGUGGCCGUCAAGCCGGCUGCUGAGGAGUACAAGCUACCGUCUCGACGAGCUGAGUACAUGGUGGAGAAGGCACUGGAGUGGGAGAAGAGGAGGGAGGAUGUGCGGCAGAGAAAACUUCAAAGUUUCAUCGGCAGAAUGAAGGAAAUUGAACGAAAAGAGAAGCUCGAGUCUAGGUUAGCAGCCAGCCUCGAUUCCACCAGACAAACAACCUCCUUCCACCACCAUCGCCAAUCCCACCUUCUUCCCAAAGUUCGCUCCCCUCCCCCAAUCACCCAUCGCCGAUCCACCAUGGGUGGCGAGUCGCUGGAGGCCUACCACAUCAAGGGCGAUGUGAACGACCCAAAGAACUGCCGGUACUUGCGCCUGAGUGAGGAGGAUGCGGUACCGGGUGGUAGUGAGGAUCACGGCAGAGGGAAGCUUGGGGAGGCUACUAAGAAGAGGGGUGGUAGAGGUAGCAGACGCCAGUCUAGCUGGGGACUAGUAGGUGUGCCACGAGGGUUCACUGUUGCUGAGAAAACGCAUGAUACCCACAUUGCUCAUCACCAUAAUGUUAUUACUUAAUGUGAUAUUAGCCAUUAGAAUGUCCUUGCUUGCCACAAAAUUACCUGUGCCCAAUUUCAUAAAGCUGUUAUAAGCAUGCACACAAAAUGUAUACAUUUUCUUUACUAAGCAAACAAUUGAUUGGGCGGCACCAGUUGCAACUAUGUAAACUUUAUGGAUAUUUCAUAACCAGUUUAUCUGUUAAAAAAAAAACUGAGCUCAGCAAGUAUUAAUGCUUAUAGGCUUUAUGAAAUUGGGCCCUGCUCGGAAGAGAUGGGCUUUGAAUGAGUUUUUAUGUCAAGUCAUGAUUUUCUUUCCGUUAGGAGACUUGAUUGUGAAAAGGGGCUGAACUACAUUGUGAUUUUUCUGAGGGCUCCAAUAUCGGAAAUCAGAAUCACUGCUAUAUUUUACGAAUUUCAUUAUUAUCAUAGAGUUUUGAUACAAUACUAAUCAUGCUGCACAUUGUCAUAAUUAUCAAAAUCAGCAUGUACAAAUCAGA